Molecule: messenger RNA, 1903 nt
Organism: Cantharellus anzutake
Lineage: Eukaryota; Fungi; Basidiomycota; Agaricomycetes; Cantharellales; Hydnaceae
Exons: 6
Coding region: 1-1827 (608 amino acids)
Source: RefSeq, a predicted model, not a curated record
AUGAGCGAUCUUGCUUUCUUUGACAUCGUAGACCGAUUUUCGGCACUUUCUCAAACUCUUCUGUCGAAGGCGUCACAUCCUUCCCAGACUCAGACAAACUACACACGCGCUGUUCUGACAGACCCACUUAUCAAGUCGGUUCGCGAUGUGGACGACAUCGAAGCGGCUCUAUUUGUUGUCCAAGCUCCAUCUCCUGGUGUUGAACCGUCUGGGCCGGCAUUAGAUCUGAAACGAAGAGAGUCGGUCAAUGCCACCCCUCUCAGAAAAGCGCGCGAGGCACCACUUCAACUUUGGGACGCUGAGGAGUGCCUUGAAUCGGUCCUCAAACUGGGGGAGAAAUAUCAAAUCAUGCCCAGAGCCCAAGGGCAUGCGAAAGAACUGAUGAAAUAUGUUGGAACAUUGAGCCAAUCUAUCUCAAUUUUGGAACAUGAACUAAUGCUAGCAAAAAAACCUCUUAAACCAGUAAAUCCGAUCAGCUCAGCCAAGCAAGAGGAGAAACUUACUAGGGAAAUGGAGGCGCGUGUCGCGGCUGCCCGUAGGAAGCGCGAUGAGCUACUGGGUAAAAUCCGUAAACCGAGUGCUCGGGAGACUGGUCACACGACCGAGUCUGAUGCAUCAAUAUUCACGUCGCCUUCUACAAUUCGAACACUUUUGAAUUCAAGCCAGACCGGCGAUCCACCACCCGCCCCUCCACCACAGAGGAAGCUCACCACCGCCGAAGCAAUCGCCCAACGAAGGGCGGCCCGUCAGGCUACGAGAGAUGCCAAGCGUCCUCAGAAGUCCUCGCAGCCCCCGAGCGAAGAUGAAGUUGCCUUCUGGAGCGCCACCCCCCGCCCAGUAUCGUCGCAAUCUAAAGGCCCUAAGGGUGAAAGUGGGGGCGAGGAAACAGAAGAAACAUCAUCCGCGGGUGGUUCCCCCGUAAUGAGCGUCCCAAAUCCCUCCCUACGAUGGUCACUUGCAGGCCGUAAAGUGGCCCAACCAGAGGAAACAGAGACAGAGCUGGAAAGUAAAGAUGAAGAAGAGACUGAAGGGGACGGCGAUGCGACCGUGAUUCUGGGGGCUGAACCGAAGACGACGCAGCAAGAAGUUGCCCUUCCCCAACGGCGGGCUUUCUCGCUACUCCGCAAUCCACGAAACCCACAUUCCCGACUCACAGUUGAAGUGCAAGCAAGGAUACCUUCGGAAGUGGCCUCAAAAGUCCAGAGCAAACUGCCCACUCAGCAACAAGUCGAAUCAUCAGAACCCUCAAGUCAAAAGGACCAGGUUGAAACGUUCAUCAAGGUGCUGCCCGAGCCGGGGAUUCCCUCGCAGCCGUCGACUGGCGUCUCUCCCGAAGGAACGAGUGACAGUCUUCCUCUCCCUGUUACCCCCGAGGUCGAGUCGCAGAUAUCUCGAGUUUGGAAAACGGCAGGAGACAUUUUAAUACCUGACCACAAAUACGGUGUUGGACAGCAACGAGUUGGACCGCCGCCACCGGGAAGUCGGGAGACAAUUAAACUCCUCGUUGCACUGGAAGAAACACCGAUAUCCUCGAGUAAGAGCACAGACCUGGCGUUGCGAUCCGUUUUGUCAGAACACACGGCUACGCCUUCACCAAGUGUCACCACCGUCCAAGUUUUCACAGCGAAGAUAAUACUUCUGCUGCUCGCUGCUCUCCCGAACAAGGUAGAUCAAGUGCGACUCAAAGAAGCGCUGAAGGCCCACCCAUGGGCCGCAGUGGGCAUCGAGGGAACUGCAGACGCAAGUACCAAAGUGCUUUAUACGUGUAUGGGAAAAAAGCUGAUUGUUAUUGAGCGGAGAGAAGGAACGGUGCGUUUCGCAUCAUGAAUAAGUAAACAUGUUGUAUCCUCAGUCUGUGUCGUCCUCGAUAUUUUUAUGUCCUGUAACUGUCCUUGAACAUGGC